This is a messenger RNA of Striga hermonthica, 693 nucleotides long. The record is from the annotation of a GenBank genome assembly. NCBI's taxonomy places the organism in Eukaryota, Viridiplantae, Streptophyta, Magnoliopsida, Lamiales, Orobanchaceae.
AUGGCGAGAAAUGCUUUGCUUCAUCUGCUUCGAUCUCAAUCAUCAACGAGCUUCCGUUCAGGUCCUCUCCUGGCCAGAGCCGGUCAACGGGCCCAUGCCAUCAUCCCCAACAACAACAUUGCCCGCCAAACCCGAUUCUUAUCCCGGCCGGACGAAUCCAAAAUUUCGAUUGGGCCACGCAAAGAGUCGUGCGUUGUUGAAGAUGGGGCUGAAGACCAAGAGCCCGGUAGUAUCGUGUACCACGGGCCCAUAUCAAGCACGAUCAAGAAAGUGAAGCUCCUAUCCCUCUCCACCUGCUGCCUCUCGGUCUCGCUGGGCCCCGUCAUCACCUUCAUGACUUCCCCCGACAUGAACGUCAUCCUGAAGGGGGCCGUGGCCUCCACAGUCAUUUUCUUGAGUGCCUCGACAACAGCCGCCCUCCACUGGUUCGUGAGCCCGUACGUGCACCGGCUGAGGUGGCGGCCCGGGUCAGACUCCUUUGAGGUCGAGAUGAUGACGUGGCUGGCCACGUACGCCCCCAGGACCAUCAAGUUUGCGGACAUUAGGCCGCCCGAGACCAACAGGCCCUUCGUGUCGUUCAAGGCCAAUGGGGAUUUCUACUUUGUGGAUGCCGAGCACUGUCAUAACAAGGCCUUGCUGGCGAAGCUGACCCCUUCGAAACAAGGGCGCGAGUCGGCUUUUAAGAACUUGUGA